GUGAUAAAUGAUGGUGAGCAUAAUGAAGUAAGUGGCAGUAGGAUGUAUCUGGAUGCUCUUAAGGAGUACUGGUUAUUCAGAUUUUUGUUUAUGUUAUUUGGGUAUGGAACUGUGAUAGUACCAAUGUUUUUGGUAAUUGCAAUUGUUAGACGCAAAUAUAAAGCGAAUGAACUGGAAUCGCCAACAUUGUGGAAUAAAUGGUUGAUAAGUUUUGCGAUUGGUAAUCGGGAAUAUGAUCUGAUCACAUUUGGAAAUACGAAGAGAUCAAAUUCAGUUCUUCAGUCGAAAAGAAAUCGUUUCUUUGACGAUUCUGUUCGACUGUUUAUCUAUUUCAUUUCAUUGCAAAUCACACUGAUCACGAUGGGCUUCUUUCAAGAGGGAAUUAUGACAAAGGGCUAUACACUGCGAUCCUCUUCCAGUCAAGUGCAUAAAUUCUCUGAUACUCAGUUCUUGGUGUUUCUGAAUCGAAUCUCUGCAUUGAUUCUGAGUGCUUCUUACUUGUUGUUCCAUAGGAAAAGAGAGCCAGUUCAUGUUCCACCGUUAUACAAGCAUUCUUUUACAUCCAUCUCGAACACACUCUCUUCGUGGUGUCAGUACGAGGCGUUGAAGUACGUCUCAUUCCCGACUCAGACGGUUUGCAAGGCCUCGAAAAUACUGCCAACAAUGUUACUCGGCUUUUUGGUUCGAGGUGAACGUUAUUCGAAGGCCGCGUGCGUGUCUGCGGUAUUUAUUUCACUUGGUGCAUCACUCUUCUUUUUAUCCAAUCAAACGCACACGUCUAAACACACAGAAGAUGGUGGGAUAAGUGCAGUGUCUGGAAUGUGUUUGAUGAUUGGUUAUUUGAUGUUUGAUGCGUUUACGUUGAAUUGGCAGAAACGUUUAUUUGACACACAGCCGAGAGUGUCGAAAUAUCAGAUGAUGUUUCUGGUGAAUACAUUCUCGAUGGUGUUGUGUUUGGUGUCUUUGAUCGAACAACGCACUCUCUUCUCAUCGAUUCAUUUCGCCGUUUCACAUAAGUCAUUUGCUCGAGACGCUCUAAUGCUUUCGCUUUCUGGAGCCUGUGGUCAGGUGGUCAUUUAUAUGACGAUCGAACGUUUCGGUCCGAUAGUGUUCGCGGUAAUGAUGACUGUUCGACAGAUCCUGUCUAUAGCGCUAUCAGCUGUGGCUUAUAGCCAUCCGAUGUCCGUAAGCGGUGUAUUUGGCUUGUUCAUUGUGUUUGCGGCCAUCUUUUCGAAUAUUUACCGACAGUAUUUCAAUUCUGGGUUGAGUGGUGCACAAAGAACAGUUGCAAUCUGAUAGAAGAGAAUGUAAUGGGAGCUUUAACCUAUUGAACUUCUUUCUGAAUUGAUUGGUCAGUGAGUAUAUUCACUGUUGUUGUUAUAUUCAUGUUAUUGUUGUUAUUACACUGUAUUUAUAUUUUUCGCUCUUUGAUGAAUACUUCGCAUAUUGUGUAUGUAUAUAAAUAUGUG
Molecule: messenger RNA, 1469 nt
Organism: Anisakis simplex (herring worm)
Lineage: Eukaryota; Metazoa; Nematoda; Chromadorea; Rhabditida; Anisakidae
Source: the annotation of a GenBank genome assembly